Messenger RNA from Cutaneotrichosporon cavernicola, 1602 nucleotides. RefSeq lists its product as uncharacterized. The coding region runs from base 1 to 1602 and encodes 533 amino acids. Gene Ontology annotation, biological process: transmembrane transport. The transcript is spliced from 4 exons. The record is from RefSeq and is a predicted model, not a curated record. Gene Ontology annotation, molecular function: transmembrane transporter activity. Lineage: Eukaryota; Fungi; Basidiomycota; Tremellomycetes; Trichosporonales; Trichosporonaceae.
AUGGCGACCGAAAAGACAAUGGCGGUGCUCUCGCCACCGCACGAGCUGAACGAUAACCAGCGUUCGCAGACGCCCGACAACGACCUCACGGUCGACGCAGACAAGAAGGACGAGUCGGUGUGUGCGGCUGAUGUCACGCCGCUCCAGGUGACGGACACGCCCCUCAAGUACCGCAUCAUUGCGCUGUCGUGCAUCCUGUUCUUCACGACCGGUGCUGCGUUCGCGGAGAGCACCCUGGGCCCGCUGAAAAGCACGUUCGUUCGCGAGCUCAAGAUUAACAAUGCACAGUUCGCGUCGAUCAGUACGGCAAGUAACCUCGUCAACACCAUGCUGCCUCUUAUCGGCGGCACAGUGAUGGACUACUACGGGAGCAUCUACGGCGCACUGGGCGCGUGCUUCUUCACCGUUCUGGGAUCGGCGAUCGCGGCUGGCGCUGCCAGUUCGAACAACUACCAGCUGCUUAUUGGCGGGCGUAUCGUUAUGGGCCUCGGCUCGAUUGUGCUCGAGAUCUGCCAGAGCAAGCUGUACGCGCACUGGUUUAGUGGCAGUUGGCUGGCCACCGUCAUCGCCCUCGACCUCGCGUGGAACUCGGUGACCGUUGUCAUUGCGCGAGUGAGCGCCGUGCCCAUGUCCCGGCUUGGCGGAUGGUACGGCUGGGCGCUGUGGAUCCCCACCAUUGUGUGCGCGGCGUGCACCUUGAUCGUCAUCGCGUACCUGGUGUUCGAGCGCCGCGUAGUGCCGAAGCGAUACCGGCCCAUCACUGGCCGCCAGGUGCACAAGCAGCGCCUUGCUGCGGGCCUGGAGACGAACGAGGGCGUCAUCUCGCGCAUGCGCACGAGCGUCCUCAACGUCCUCCGCCUCCCGUGCUUCUACCUCAUCCUGGCCGGAACUCACCUGUUCCAGAACUCUGCACGUACGGUAUAUAGCGCCAACCUCACCGACAUCCAGGAGCGCACGCGCGGCACCACUGCCCUCACUGGCGGAUACUACUCGUCCCUGCUCAACGUCAUUGUGAUUGUCGUCGUGCCCCUCCUCGGCAUCUUCUUUGACAAGGUUGGAUGGCGUAUGCCCUUCGUCUCCAUCGGUGCGGCGAUCUACGUCCUCGCCUUCGCCCUCAUCGGCCUGACCAAGGUUAACGCGAUCGCUCCCAUCCUCCUCGCGUCCUUUGGCCUCUCGCUCAACGUCCUCCCCUGGAUUGCGUCAUUCCCUAUCAUCGUCCCCGAUCCGACCCUCAUCGGAACGGCAUACGGCCUCUUCUCGAGCCUCAUCGCGUGCAACAACGUCAUCCUCGAGGUUGCGUGCGGCGCUAUCCAGGACGCGACUCCUGGUCAGACCUACGACCGCGUCAUCUACCUGCUCAUCGCCAUCAAGGCGUGGCAGGUCCUCGAGGGGCCCGUGUUCGACUGGCUGGACGGUCGCAUGCUCGGCCACACCCUCCGGAUGAGCGAGAAGAAGCGCCUCAAGCAUGACGAGGAGUGCGAGGCGACCGGCAAGGUGCUGCCGGGCCUCAAGCGAUACCGGCCCGUCACGAUCAUUGUGGCGUGCCAGUACGUCUCGAUGGUCAUCAUUUCUUGGGUUCUGUUCUUCAUCUACUCCAUGUGA